Aspergillus welwitschiae is the source of this 2901-nucleotide messenger RNA. RefSeq names its product cleavage polyadenylation factor subunit YSH1 (gene ysh1). Gene Ontology annotation, cellular component: mRNA cleavage and polyadenylation specificity factor complex. The transcript has 5 exons. Bases 1 to 2781 code for a protein of 926 amino acids. The record is from RefSeq and is a predicted model, not a curated record. Gene Ontology annotation, biological process: mRNA 3'-end processing by stem-loop binding and cleavage. Gene Ontology annotation, molecular function: RNA binding; RNA endonuclease activity; 5'-3' exonuclease activity. Lineage: Eukaryota; Fungi; Ascomycota; Eurotiomycetes; Eurotiales; Aspergillaceae.
AUGGCCACAAAACGAAAGGCAUCGGCCUUAAAUGCCGCGGUGGAUGACGAGCCGGCCGAUCCAACGGAUGAAUUGGCCUUUUAUUGUCUAGGAGGUGGAAAUGAAGUCGGGCGAUCAUGUCAUAUAAUCCAGUAUAAGGGCAAAACAGUGAUGCUUGACGCCGGUAUGCAUCCUGCGAAAGAAGGCUUCUCGGCUCUGCCCUUCUUUGACGAAUUUGACCUUAGCACGGUAGAUAUUCUUCUGAUCAGCCAGUAUGUGGGACAGUCUCUCUUUUGCGUUCCCCUAGUCACCCUUCCUACACCGUCGCCCCUGAGCAAGCUGGGGUUGUUCAUGGCCGUGGAUAGCAUCCCACACCACAUCUCUCCUUGGUUUCCCAGCAUGGUGGCAGAUUUCCAUGUUGAUCAUUCCUCCGCGCUCCCUUAUGUGCUCAGCAAGACCAAUUUCAAGGGCCGUGUAUUCAUGACACACGCCACCAAAGCCAUCUACAAAUGGUUGAUUCAGGACAAUGUGCGUGUGAGCAGCACGGCCUCGUCUUCGGAUCAACGCACCACUCUGUAUACCGAGCAGGACCAUUUGUCCACGCUUCCCUUGAUCGAGACGAUCGACUUCAACACAACGCACACUAUCAAUAGCAUUCGCAUUACUCCCUUCCCUGCUGGCCACGUCCUUGGUGCAGCAAUGUUUCUGAUUUCAAUUGCCGGCCUCAACAUCCUCUUUACCGGUGACUAUUCUCGUGAGGAAGACAGACACCUGAUCCCCGCCGAAGUUCCCAAAGGUGUGAAAAUCGACGUGCUUAUCACCGAGUCAACGUUCGGCAUUUCGUCGAAUCCCCCCCGCCUGGAACGUGAAGCGGCCCUGAUGAAAGCCAUUACCGGAGUCUUGAAUCGCGGAGGCAGGGUCUUAAUGCCGGUGUUUGCCCUGGGUCGCGCCCAGGAGUUGUUGCUCAUUCUGGAUGAAUACUGGGAGACACAUCCCGAACUUCAGAAGAUACCUAUCUACUAUAUCGGAAAUACGGCUCGCAGAUGUAUGGUCGUGUAUCAAACAUAUAUAGGUGCAAUGAACGAUAACAUUAAGCGACUCUUCCGUCAGCGUAUGGCGGAAGCGGAAGCUAGUGGUGACAAGAGUGUCAGUGCAGGGCCCUGGGACUUCAGAUUCGUCAGAAGUUUGCGCAGCCUGGAACGUUUCGAUGAUGUAGGAGGAUGUGUUAUGCUGGCUUCACCAGGUAUGCUCCAGACAGGAACCAGUAGGGAGCUUCUGGAGCGGUGGGCCCCAAACGAACGCAAUGGUGUGGUCAUGACAGGCUACAGUGUUGAGGGCACAAUGGCCAAGCAGAUCCUGAACGAACCAGAGCAAAUCCCUGCGGUCAUGUCAAGAGCAACGACGGGAUUGGUGAGGCGAGGCAUGGCUGCCGGAAAUGAAGAAGAGCAGAAGGUUAUGAUUCCCAGAAGAUGUACAGUGGACGAGGUCAGUUUCGCCGCCCAUGUAGAUGGAGUUGAGAACAGAAAUUUCAUUGAAGAAGUCUCUGCACCUGUCGUGAUCCUUGUCCACGGUGAAAAACACCAAAUGAUGCGACUCAAGUCGAAGCUGCUCAGUCUCAAUGCCGAGAAGACUGUGAAAGUCAAGGUCUACACGCCGGGUAAUUGCGAAGAGGUUCGCAUCCCUUUCAAGAAGGACAAGAUCGCGAAGGUAGUGGGGAAACUGGCUCAAAUCGCGCCUCCUUCGGAGCAAGACGAUGGCCAGCUCAUGUCUGGUGUCCUCGUCCAGAAUGGCUUCAACCUAUCACUAAUGGCACCUGACGAUCUCCGCGAAUAUGCUGGGUUGACAACUACCGCUAUCACAUGCAAGCAGCAUAUUACGUUGAGCUCUGCAAGCAUGGACUUGAUUAAAUGGGCUCUCGAAGGUACCUUUGGUGCCAUCGAAGAAGUCGGCAAAUCCCAGCAGGAGGUUGUCAAGAAGGGACAGGAAGAUGAAAUGGAUAAAGCCAACGGGGAGAAGUUCAAGGAAGAAACCGCCGAUGAAGAAAUCCCCAUGGGAGAUACGCAAACCUACCUGGUCAUGGGUUGCGUGCUCAUCCGAUACUAUCCUCGCACUCGCGAAGUCGAACUUGAAUGGGAAGGGAACAUGAUGAACGAUGGAGUUGCUGAUGCAGUCAUGGCGGUCCUCCUGACUGUUGAGAGCAGCCCUGCUUCAGUGAAACAAUCCGCAAAGCACAAGCAUCACCAUCACCACCACCAUCACGACGACGACCACGCCCAUCAGAUCCCCAACCCCCACUCCAACGUCGGACCAGAAGAGCGUUUCCGACGUCUCCUCAUGAUGCUCCAAGCACAAUUCGGCUCUGAGAUCACAGCCAUCGAGCGUCCACGCCUACCGCCCAAUAGCAUUACGAACGGCACCACCAACAAAGUUGACUCCGACGACAAGUCGACCCCUGUGAAGGAAGAAGAAGAAGAGGAGGAAGAGGAAGACGAAGAUGACCUAACAGAGCUAGAAGCAGCCGAGAUUUCUCGUCUCCACGCACUAGGCAUUCCAUUCCCGGGGCUCGAAAUCAAGGUCGACAAGCACAUCGCCCGGAUAUGGCUGGAAGAUUUGGAAGUGGAGUGCGCCAACCCUGCACUAAGGGAUCGGGUCCGCGUCGUCGUCGAACGAGCCGUGGAAACUGUGGCGAGCAUGUGGGCAGAGGGACCUGCGCCUGCUACAGUGGUAGCCGCAAAUGGAGAAAGCAAGGAUCAGGAUGCUUCUACGGGAUUGAAGGCGACAGCGAUUGAGGCUAAAGCGUGAUAUGAAGCUAUAAUUGGUGUAUGUAACUAUAAGCUUCCUGUUAUGUUCCAUUUGAACUAGUCACUAUUUCCUCCCAGCCAGUACCUUAACGCAUGAUAGUUUGGCAAUGGUCAACCAACU